Molecule: messenger RNA, 35621 nt
Organism: Porites lobata
Lineage: Eukaryota; Metazoa; Cnidaria; Anthozoa; Scleractinia; Poritidae
Source: the annotation of a GenBank genome assembly
CGUUUGCGUCUUAUUGACUUUGUGCUUUUCCGCAAUUUUCGGUCAGAGAAUGACGAAAUAGUUGUGCAUUUCGCCAUGCUAAUAUAUAUUUGUCGGUGAAAGUGGCUCAUAUAAAAUGGCCUCUGCUGGAGAGAAAGACGGGCUUAUCAGCAAACAUUCUCCACGAAACGAUGAAGGUCGAAGCGAGGGGAACCACAAACUCCAUCGUCGAGCGGCAAAGUCUCGAUCUUAUAGGUACGUUUUAACACUUUCACAUCGUUUACCGUAGUUAUCAGUGAUUUUACAGCGCGAAUAUUGAACUCAAAUUCCACAGGAAAUAAUUUGCUUUGAUUGUUUCUCGUUAUAUUAUUGGUUUCUUCGUUCAUGCUGUGCUGUUCUGUGUUAACUCUGGGUCCAAUUUGACUUCUAGUUUCAAGGUCUUGAUUUUGCAGGGUUCAUGUUAAAAUUAACGACUUGCUAACGGAUGAAUAAAUAUUUAAUGAUGGAUCUUUAGGUUAUGGGGUGUGAAUGCAACUUUUGAUGGUGUGAAACUGUUAGAAAUUUCUGUUGUGUUUUGAGAAUUUAUAUCGAUAUAAAUAAGAAUUUAGCUAUAUUCUUCUGCGGCGAACAUUCAUUGAAUCAAAAUUCCGCUAGAAUCUUCGAUUGUGAUUUAUUUUUCCUUUUAGUCGCUUGAUUUUUGGUAGUAGAACGGUGACCUAAUCAUUAAAAGAAAGCUGUUUUUUUAUCAAAUAAAAAAAUCUUGACUCAUAACUUGGUAAUUAUUACUUCUUAGGCAAGUCAUUCGACGUUCGGUAAUAGCUUAGAAUAUUUCCUCUACCUCUAACUUGUACUUCUCCAGGAAAGCUUGUCUCGCCAUUCAUCUUAUUAAAAAAAUCGAAUUCCGUUCCAAGGGCAUGGACUUUUACAUCGUAUCAGCGAAGAUAUCACUUAAGCUCAUACCUUCAACUUGUCAAAAGCCUUUGUACUGUAAGCUUAGUAUUCUAUGUGAAAGAGAAAGCAAUGAUAUGUAUUUUAAUGUUUAACUUUUGUUUAGCAAACAAAGCGAGCAAUGGUAUCGUCUCGGUGAUUUUAUUAUAAUAAGUUGUUCGACUUUGAAAAUAAAGAGGUCGGUUAUUACUGUUGGACGUUAAUACUAAAUGCAAAUCAAAAGUUAGUUUUCUCAAUAACUGAAUCACGUUUUUGUAUUAAAUUCACGGACUUUAUAUAUUUGCAUAAAGUAAUUCAGAGCCAUUAGCAACAGUAGAUAAAACCGUUCUACGUUCAAUUAGGAACAUAGUGUGGUGUCUUUUCUAUGAAAAUACAGCUAUCCUGUGGAAAAAUAAAUAAUACCAAAUUUUACAAAAAUGCUUUCAUGGGCAGUAUUCCAAAACUUAGUGUUCUCUUAAUACUAAUUUUCAAAUUAAAAAUGUUUGAAGAAGUUGUUGAUUCUAAUUCUAAAGAGAAUUUUUAUACCUGCCAAUUUUUUCUGAGUAAAGUGCGUGAGAUUUUUGUCUUGUCAUUACUGGGGUUUCUAAGCAACUUCCGAGGAAGACUUUGGAACAUUGCCCAAAAUGUCGGAAGAUGUUCAGACAGCCUUUGAGCACUUCUGACACUUUAAAUAAAUAGGCAGCAAUUUUAGGGUCGAGAUACAAAUGAGACACAAGGUUAACAUUAAGCACCUUUUUGGAAGUAUUUGUAAUGGUAACAGGACUGAGUGAUUAACAAAAUCGGAUGACCGCGUGGCGGAGUCCGAUUUGAGUAUGAUUCAAGUUCUGUUACCAAUUAAUCAUAACUUUAACAAAAUUUGUGAUAUAAUAGGCUAUUUUUAAAUCAAAAACACAAGAAACUCGAAAUUUUGUUUUGCUAGCAGUGAAAAAAAAAAAAAUCAUACAGUGAUUAACAUCAAACUGUCGGAGGGCAGUUGAUAGCCAAUCAGAUUUGAGAAUUUUAUUAUAGUUAUGAUUAGUAAUGGUAACGGAGUCCGAUUUGAUUAACAAAAUCACGGAGUAUGAUUACAGACCGAAUAUGGACAGACCGAAUUGGACGACGAAGUUCUGUUACCAAUUAAUCAUAACUUUAACAAAAUUUGUGAUAUAUAGGGCUCUUUUUAAAUCAAAACACAAGAAAUUCCAAGAGUUUUUCGCUAGCAAUAAAAAAAAAGCCAUUUAAGCGCGCGCGUGAUGGUGCGUACUGUCCAAUUACUUAGGCAUGACGCGUACUGUCCUAUUAAACUGUCCUAUUAAGGCUGAAAUCAGGGCAGUUGAGAACCAAUCAGAUUUGAGAAUUUUGUUAUAGUUAUGAUUAUCAGGGAAAUUGGAUUGAGUUUUUGUUAUUAAUCAUGUCUGAAAGAAUAGUUCAUCCAGAUUUGUGAGUCAGGCGUGAGAAAUUGCCCUUGAUGCAUGAGAUCGAUGCUUUUAGUCUACAGGCAUAAGGCUCAUGCAUAACGUGUGAUAGGUGGUAGGCAUAGGAUAUAAUUUUAUCCUGUACUAGGGAAAAAACAUCCUUUUAUAUCCCAUACACCCACACCAGAACUGGGAGAUUUUGCAUUAGUCAGUUCCAAGAAAGUUUAUUACCCCCCCACCCCCUCCCCCUCCUCGUCUUUCCCCAGGCAUCCCUGUAGCAUUUGAUGCAAGUUUAGCUCUAUAUGGGCGGAAGUUUGCUGCCAAAAAAAGACGCCAGGUAGGGCAUUUGACUGUUAACAAAAUGGGGUGGUCAUGGGUCAUUGGCUUUGUGACAUUGCAGUUUUUUCAUAGUUGAUAAUACAUUGUUAUGCAGGGUCAGUAUCAUGCCUUUAUUCAAAGCUUGGAGUACAGACUAGAAGAAGUGUGAGAAACUGUUAAACCUUGUGUCCAAAUUAAAUAUAUAAAGUGAUGUUUUAAAAGUCAUUUUCCAUUUCCUCAUCACGACAACAUGGUACAACAGAUGCUUCAUGCAAACAUCAAUCUUGAUUCUUGUUCUUAUCUGAUCUUUCUUUCACUGGUCCUCAGUUGUAUCUGAAGCUCUGUAGAUGGAAUUGACUGAUUCAGUAGUCUGUAGGGGCUGAAUAAUGGUCUGGAUUGGUUUGACCACAUUUUGCUGUUAAUAUUAUAAAGAAACUCACCGUAAUAACUUUAAUUAUUAUUGGUGUGAUUUACCUGACUGAGUUAACUUGUCUUGUAAAAAUUACUUUAACUUGCAUAAGAGUAAAGAGUCAUUGUCAUAUCAAAGGCUUCGCACUUGACCUCAUUUUAAAACAGAGGCUUGGGCCUAUUUGGAAAUGACGUAUUGCAGCAAUAUUGGGUUUUGGUAAUUUUGACUCAGAAAAAGGGAAAUUUCUUAUGGUGUAGUGUGAAUUGGUGAAAGAAAAUCUAACAUGAAAAUGAGAAACUUAAUUUGUCAAAUGUUAAGUCGGGCUACAGUGUUACCUGGAAAAACAAAAGCUAAAUUAUGGACAUUUGAUAAUACAUUAACUUUAGCCCAGAAAUUUGGUGUACAAGGAAGAAAUAGUUAAAGAAAAUAUAGGAAAGUUCUCAUUGGUCCUAAAUAUUUUUACAGCUUGUUUGUCUGCACACCAAAUGCUCUUGUACUGUUGAUCACUUUUUCAUUUCUUGUAAAGAAUGAAACUGCACCACUUAAGUGUUGAUCUUACCCCUUGAAUGCCAACCCAAACACACCCUAGCAACCGGCAACUGUAUUGGAUAUUUUCAUGAAAAUGUGUUUUUCGCAAUUUGAGAACUUUAACAUUUUAUAACUUCUCUUUUGUUGCAAUAAUUAUUAUUGCCUUAAACAAGUGAAUACGGUAAAAAUGUAAGUGAUCUGGCAAGGUAGUCAGAACUGUCAUGGCAGCUGCUGUCAAUACUUCGCAAUACAUCAUCAACUGUGAUGCAACUUUCUAUGACUUCUGUAAAAAACAUUCAGGUCAGCAGUUAAAAUUAUUCCUUCUCAGACCCUUUCAAACAACCACAGAUGAAAAUGCUGAGCAACCAGAAGAGAUAAAACUGUGGUAAGGAGAGGACAUAUAUAUAUGUCCUUGGUAGCGGGCACAUGUACAAUUAUACGUUCCUGGCAUUCAAAGGGUUAAUGGCUGGUGGGGAGGUUUGUGUGCCUUGGUUACCCAGGAAGAUAUAACAGUUGGGAGGUUGAUCCCUGGUAGGUUAAAGAAAUGCUGCUGGGCUGGUUUUGGGUGAAAGGCUAGAUGAAUUGCGACGGGUGGCUCUCCAGGUUGGGGGUAGGGCAAUGGGCUUAUAUCCCAUCCCUGUAAAAAAUGUCAUCACUGAAACCUGACACGCUUGACUUGAGAAAACCUGCUUAGCUUUUCCUUAGCUGCAUCCCUGGGCUCUUAGAAGGCAAAGACUCAGGAAAUAUAUUUACCUACAGAGAGGCAAUGAGUGAACCGCGAGGAAGUGAUGCAGCAGUAGCAAAUAAUGGUGUUCAUGACCUUGCAACACUGGCAGAGUCAAUUUCUGAAGUGUCAGCCCUUCCAUCUACCUCUGAUCAGUACUCUGAUGUUUGUGAGUGGGCGGUAGGUGUUGUAAUCUUGUUUACUUAAGCAUUUACAAAUGAUCAAGAUCAAAUCUGUUGUAAGAUCUGGGUCCUAUUGAGUUUGUUAAACUGCCCGUGUACCUUGCUUUUAUCCCAAAGCUUAGUAUACCAAAAACAAAUGCUUGUAACCUACUAACCUUUCAAAUCUAUUUGGGCAUGAGUACAUUUUCUUACUUAUAGGUUUAUCAAACUUAUAUUGCAAUGGUCAAAAUGUAUUAAGCAGUCAGUUGGCCAUUCUAUUUACAGGUUUGAGUGUCAUUAUUACAUGUAUCGUUAGUACUCUAACACUAAAAAGUACACAUCAGAUAAAAUAAUUCACUAAACCUUUCCCUGACAUUAAUUGUUUUUAUUGGCUAGCUUCUUGUUUUGUAUUGAUGGUUUUGUAGCUCACAUAUCAGGUCAAAAUUAAAUUCAGGUUAAAAUUUUUGAACCUAGGUUGAUUCUCCAUUUCCUUUGUCCUCUAGCCCUAAUUCAUGAAUAAUUAGGGCUAGGGUUCAAAAAUUUUAACCUGAAUUUAAUUUUGCCCUGUAACAUUUUUCAAGAUUAAUGUGGCAAAACCACAAUUGGUACAGCCGGCCCUGGCGUAAAAGAUAGAAUUCAGGUUGCAAAAGGACGAUUUCUGAUCUCAAGCAGUCUAAGAAAGAUUGGUUUUAGACACACAAUCGUGUCUUUUUAGAAGAUAAGAUAUUCCAGUCAUGGCUUGGUGUGAAAUUGGAGGCAGAAUAUGAAGGUCCCAGCGUCAGAGAUUUGGCGGCCCAUUAGUACAUUUUCAUUUUGGUAUAUUUUGAAUGUUUUCUGCCUAGAAUCGGCAGAAAAAUAAGGAUAUUAAGCCUGGGCCUGAAAAACAUUCUCAUAAACAAUAGUGUACCAGUGAAAUUUAACAUCCUACAUAGAACACUAAUGAGUUGGGCCCAGCGUGACAAAGCAUCGCAAGAAACCAUCACAUUCACGGACAAAGGAAAAUUGAUUAGUUAUUUAGAUCUAGAAAUCACUUUGGAGAAAUUUAAAGAAUGGAAGCCCUUAUAUAGCCACAAUAAAGAGCUUUACAUUUCUAAAGAGGUUAAAGAAAAUGCUCUUGUAUCAGAAGGGAAAUCCUGCCCACUAUAAACAAAGACCACGCAAGAAAAUUCAUAUGCGAAUCAUGACCUCUGUGUGUGAAACAAACGGCAAAAAUUGCAUGAUAAAAUUAAUUUGCUCAAUCAAAAUUUAGAACAAUCCAGAGUAUAAUCUACCUGCGAGAGAAAGAACACUUACUGAAAUAAGCAGCAUUUUGGCGGGAUUGCCAGAAGUAAAAGUAGUGUGUUGCCUACUGUCCCCUUUUUCACUAAACACGAGGGCGGCGGAGCGGGAAGACCGAUUUUGACAGCGAUUUCCCGAACAUGCGCAGCUCAUGAGACUACCCCUUUAAUCCCAAAACAUGUUUGUAUUGUUUUUGUUUUCAGGAAAGUGACAUGAAUGGACAGCACUUGUGGAUGGAUACAGAUGCUUCUGGAAACUCAUGUUACUCAAAUGAUUGUGAAUCACUGGUGAGAGAGUGUUUAUUUUAAUUAACCAAACCCAAAGCUGUGCCCUGAGGUAAAUUGAAAGUAGCCCAGUGCUCUGAACCUGUAGAAUCUUAAGGGUGCCCAGCACGUGAUUUGUGUGAUAAUACUGAUAAUAUACCCCCAAGGCCAAAAGUUGGGCGCCAAGCUAAGGGCCACCAGGCUCAUCUAGAGCAGAGCCCUGAAAAGCUACAUCUUUUUCAGUUUCUGCUUCUUUUAGCAUUUAAGCUGCAAUAUUUUUAAUCAUCAGUAGAUUUUUCAAUUUAUUGUCAAACCCCAUUAAUCCCAACACUGAAGGGGCCAAUAAAUAAUAAUAAUAAAUUUAAUAAUAAUAAUAAUAAUAAUAAUAAUAUUAAUAAUUUACAUCUAUAUAGCGCAAACCUCUACAUGAAUAUAAUUAUUUGGUUGCGCUUUACAGUACUGUUAUAUUAAAUUUAUGUUAAAGGUGACUAAAGCGUGAGAAACUAUUAAAAAGUACAAUAAAAAGAAUUAAAAAUUAUAAAAAAACCUACAAUAAAAGCCAACGAUUAAAUCUAUUUAAAAGCUAAAUUGAAAAAAUGAGUUUUGACAGCAGUCUUAAAAGUGUCCAAUGUCUUCAUGUUGUGAAUUGCUGAAGGUAAUGCACUCCAGAGAUAAGGCACAGCUGACUGGAAUGCAUGAUUGCCAAGAGUUGGAUGGGUCUUAAUGCCUGGUAACUCGAGGAAUAUAGACUCAUUUGACCUUAGAGAGUACCUGGAUUGCUUUUUGAUAGUAAUUAAAUCAAUUACAUGUAUAUGGGUCCGUAUUAACAAGGUGUCCGUAUUAAGCUGGUUGAAUUUAGAGGCAAUGUAAGGGCUUUAGUUUCCCAAGGACAUAGCAAACUGUUUGUAAUAAAGAGUUGUCCAUAUUAAGUGGGGGUCUUUAAAGUGGGAUUUGACUGUAACUAAAGAGAUGGGUAGUAAUUGUAUCAGGAGCGGUACAUGUAUCUUCAGGACUGCAUUUGUAAGUGAACUGACUUUAAUAGAGAGUUAUCCCUAUGGGAUAAGGGUCCUUGUUAAGAUGCUUAUAGGUAUACAGUGGAAACUUGAUAUACAUGUCACAAACCUCUUAUUAGGAUACAUGUAUUCUUUACUCCAGUAUAGUACAACAUACAGAAAAGAACCUCGAUUGCAGUGAACAAAUUUUGCCAGUUCCUUGACCCUUUGAAAAAAUAUUGUGAUUCCACUGUAUUAAAUUUAAGCACAAUACAUACCGGUAAUACAUUUAAUAUACAUACACAAAUAUAUUUUCUAUUGUCUUCUUUCAAACUAUUUCAGUUUCCCAGAAUGAAUAAUUGAAUUGUUUUGUUUGUAGAAAUCAGGACCAAGAAAGAAGUGUUCAGGUAUGUCCAUGAAUGAGUGUUUGCAGAAGGAUAGAAUGAUAUAAUCAGGUUAUCGUUUUGUCUUGCCUGUUUUAUCAUAUGUAUGCAACUGCAGACACCUUCCAAGUUAGUGUUGAGGCCUUGUCUGGGUGCAUGUGUCCAUAUUCCGAAUUUUAAGAAUCCUUCAUUUCACAAAUUGAGGAGAGAAACAUGUCCUUGAUGGUUGAAUUUCCAGUAACUGGAUAAUUCUUGUCUUCUUUGAUGUCAUUUUGAGGCCUGGUCGAUUUAGUGGUUAACAAGUUACUGCUUGAGAUCGAUCUUUUUGUCUGGGACCAAGCCUUCAAUUGCCUUGCUUCCUUAGAUACAUGUAAACUAAUAAGCUUUGCUCUGCAUUUUUUGACAAACCUGAAAAGUUGUUGAGCAUGCAUUUUGUUGAUUUUAAAUUUCGUUAAUUGCUAUGGGAAUCUUCAGCAAUAAAGUGUUAGUCUUAAGUGGUGGGUCUGUCUGGUCGUCAGGUUCGACUGCAAGUGGGAUUUCAUCAGACAUUAAAUUUACUCCGACAAAAUCUGAUGACCGACUGUUAUUUACCACUCAGUUUCAUCUGCCUUAUGUUGCUGAAAUUUAUAGAGAUCCUCUUAGUUGGUGUACGUAUGUCCCUAGGCUGAAUUUCAAAUAUUAUGGUUGUUUGGCAUUUUGAGUAGGCCAUGUUCCUGUUGGUAUUUAACCCAUCUUUAUGUUCUUUGUCACCAUUUCAUGUCACUGUUUCAAGGCUAGGUAGCUUGUUGAAAUUUUUCCCUAACAGGGCCUCUUAGUAUAGGUAAUAGCAUGAUUUGUAGUGAUAUUUGGCAUAAAUACCAUGAGUGAUAUUUCGAAAUUGUUGUACGUAAAUUUCACGAGCCGUUAGGCAAGUGAAAUUUGAGACAAUUUUGAAAUAUCACAAGUGGUAUUUAUGCCAAAUAUCACGUACAAAUCAUGCUAUUAUUUGUUUAUACCACUACCAGCAAAAGUUUUGUACUUUUCACAUGUAGGUAUUUCAAAUUAAGCUGAAACACCACUGCUCUAAGCCAGUCAAAUUGCAGAAAUUUCUCAUCUAGUGGUAUAAAAAGUGGAAUUUUAUAAUUUUUUCUUUCAUGCUUGACGUUGUAUUACAUUAGCUAAUAAAGAAGGUGUAUUUUCAUUUUGACCCUACAGCUUGUAAAAUUAUUGUACAUACAAAGUGUAUAGAACAGCUAUACAGGGUAAGCGUAAAGUUUUAUCUUUGAUAAAUAAUAUGUCAAGUCCUUAUUUAUGGCUUAGUCCCCUAUGGAUGGUGUAAUUAUCAUAUUAAAUUUUGACCCUACUCACCAUAGAGCCUCCAGUAGCCUUAGUGGUGAGAGCAUCGGAUCUAGAACUAAGAAUUUUUUUCUGAGUUAUCUGGUGUUUGAUAUCUCCUUCUUUUAAAUUAAUUAAGUUUCUUGUUGAUUUUGAGUGACAUUGCAAUACAGGAUUUUCUUGCCAAGUCAUGAGAUUUCUUCAGUUACCCUGUAAGCAAAAUAAUUUAUUUUGCAAUAAACUGAUCCUCAUCUUGACUGGACAUUUUACUGAAUGAAAAAAAUUGUUUAACAUCAGUCUUGUUUCCUCUUUAACUUCCCUAUCUAUACUGCCUAGUGGUUUAAUUGAUCUGUCUUCCUGUAGUACCUGUCAGAGGAGUUGACCGAUGCUCAUGAAAAACUGUCAAAAAAAAAAAAUCAAUAUCGUUGGUAGAAUAAUGUUUUGAAAAUGGUUUUGACCAUUUGGUACAAUAAUUGUACAAUUAUUGUAGGAUCUGCAGAAGACUUUUUUUCUGUUGUUACUAGCUUGUACACCUCAGUUCAAUCUUUGUUGUCAAGAAUAACCUGAAGUAAAAUAAUAAGGAUGUGCAUCUUGUUGGUAUAGAGUUCUAAAGCGAUGAUGUCAUCAACAUUUCAGGAAAUUCACCCCAAGGGUACUCAUGAGGUCAUAAAAAUUAAAUUUCUGAAAUUAUGGCAUUUGUUGGGAUAUUUUGAAAGAAAAACAUCUGAAAGGCCUACUUGCCAAAACCUAGCAUUGUGGGGCGAAUUGUCUCAGAUAUACUAGUCCUGUUUUGCUCUGAUGACUCCAUACAAAUUCCUCUAAAUUUGAUUUGGUUCCUGAUGUUACGAACUGAGUCAAAUUUAGACAGAUUUGUAUGGAGUCUUCAGAGAAUAACUGGGUUAAUAUCUCAAAGACAGUUUGCCCCGAAAUGCUAAUUUUUGGCAAAUAUACAUAGGCCUUUUGGAUAUUGCUCUUUCAUAAUACCCCAAAAAAUCCUAUAGUUUCACAAAGUACAUUUUUUAUAAUGUCACACUUUAGGACUCUAUAGGUAAAAAUAUUAUUGAGCUCUUUACAAGACAUUUCUGUUCUGAAUAGUGUGUCUUUGUGUUUUUCCAUUUCAGAUAAAUUUCAAAUGCAAACCAACAUUUCGGGAAAUUCACCCCAAGGGUACUCAUGAGGUAAAAACUUAGUGAACUCGAUGUGUUAAAAUACUGUACAGCAUUUACACCUUAAGUUUAGGAGUUGUAUCACAGAUUCAAUCAAAAUUCUAUCAGUAGGAACUACAACCAAAUUGAAAUAGUUGCUCAAAACAUUAAAAGAAGAUCUUAAGAACAGUCAGCUGAUACACAAGUAAACACAGGUGGACAAAUUUUAAGAAGAUUAAAACGGACUGAAGUUGUAGGCUGUUGUUUGCAAAGUUUGAUAUAAUGCUUGGGAAGUACAGUGUUUGGACAAUAAGCUGUGAUUUUGUCAUUUACAAGUAAUUUCUUCAUUAAGGUUAAGUUCCAUAGUGCAUAAGGAAGUGUAAAAAUACAUUUAAAUGCAAUUUAAAGGAGUUCACAACUAAGAGCACCUUAAGUGCCAAAGGUCAGCAGUCUUUUGGCAUGUGCAUGCCCAGUAGCUCGCUACAUUAAUCAUGUGAUUCAGUGGUGCAUAGAGCUUUCCUUUGCGCUGUGUUGUUCAUCCCUUCUCUAGCUCUACACUGCUGUGAUAAAUAUUUUCAUAACUAGUUAGUUUAUUUUAAUGGAUACAUGUAAUUUUGCAUAAGCAGUUUUUGUCUUAAUCCUUGGUGUUUAUUAGAAGCUGUCUCUACUCCAGGCAUCACCAGUAAAUGUAGACCUCUAAUUUCUCAAUUUGAUUGGCUAAAGCUCCUACACUGUAUACCAUUUUAGAGUAAUGUGCGGCAUCACUGGGUUCAUAGGCGGAAACAGGAAGGCAAAUGUCAUCAUUGUGGCAAGGUAUUUUCAACCUGAGGACUUGUUAGUUACUGUAAAUGACUAAAUAGAGGUGCACUUCCAAAUAAAUGCCUCUUAUCUAAUAAAUGUCCACUCUACGCUGUUAAAAUUAUAAUAGACACCACUCUCGAAUAAAGCCCCCUGUCUAUUAGACACCCCCUACGAAAAUUACUUCAAAAUACUAGGACGUAGCAAAAGGGAGCAAAAUCAUUCUAUUCAUUCAGUAUCUUGCUUAAUUAACAAGGCUUUGCAUUUUUUCAUCUUGUUGAAUGACAAGUUCAAAGUAAGGAUAGACUAACAAUGGCAACUCAAUAACCCUGAGCGUGGAUUUUGAAAUUAAUGUUGGGAUUUGAAGGAGCGAUGUGGGUCUCUAGAUGGCCUAGAAACAUGUCUAGAUGGAUCAAUGGAUGGAGUGGAUGUUCUGCUUUUUUAAAAAUUCUCUUGAUUUUUGCGCCGAAGCAUAUUAGUUUCGUUAAGCUUGUUACAGUUAAGAGAGUAAAGGCCUCUCUCUUUUAAAUGCCUCCCAUCUAUUAAACACCCCUGCUUGGACCCCUAAGAUUAAACAGACGUGCCAGUCGUUUGUUAGGUCAGUUACAGUACUGUAAAUCAGUUCAAGGACUGUUCAAAAGUGGUGGUAGGCAAUCAAGUGAGCGCUGAAGUUUUUCUUGGAAUUUUGAAUUUUGCUCAAAAUGCACCAAGUUGAUUCAGUUCAUCGACAUAAAGUUUUUACAAUCCUGAAAUGUAGGCAGAAAACACUGCUAAACUCAAUAGGGACGUUAAGAUCCGAGGACGGCGACGGCAGAGAAAGCGUUGCUGAAAAAGUGAAUUCGCGUUCUUUCAAUCUUCAUCACGACUACUCCAAGUCACUAACUUUGUCAAAUGUAGGCGAACCCUCCUGAAGUCGAAUUCCUAAGAACCAUAUCCAAGUUCAGAAGGAGAGAGGAAAUUUCGUCGUCGCUUGUGUACUUCCUCUGUACAUCAUGAAAUUAGGCAUUUUCACAUCAUAGUCGUGCAGUGACGGCAAAGAAAUGUACAAAAAAGCGUGAUGCACAUGCCAAAUUGUUGUUUUGCUAAUUAAAUCUAUUGUUUUUGUGGCGUUCCCGUUGCUGUUGCUGUCGUCAGAUCUUAAGCUCCCUAAUGUAAUUGUGGGGGGGGGGGGGCUUAGGUGAGAGGGACAGUGGAAGAGGCAAUUAUGAUUCUCCCAUAUAAUUGAGGGGUAACGACCAUGGACAAUCAGAAAUAUUUUUGUUGUUUUGUUGGAGACAGGACUUUAAACUUCUAACAUCUCCAUACAGGGCUUGUGCAUUAAUCUGUACGUGUUACAACCUCAACUGAGAAGAGCUGCUGUUUCUUCGUUGAACAAACAACUGAGAUUUUAAAGAAAAUGAGGGAACUAACGGGACAAGUGUGACCCACAGGGGAUGACCCAUGCUUCUAGUACAAAUUCAAUGUUCAAUUCAAUAUUUAGAAACAAAUUUUUAUUUCUCAUGUAAAAUAUCCCAUGAUCUAUACUUGUUGUUUCUAUAGACUGAUAAUUUUCCAGUCAAUACAAAGGGUGCGUACUCAAUGAUAAUGCAUGCAUAAUGCUUUCUAACCAGUCAUUGUACAAGUAUUUCUUUGAACAUUUUAUAAUUAGUGGUUAAUCUUCUGUUCUUUAAUCUUGAUAAAUUCACCUUUGUUUUCUUUUUGUGGCAACAGUCUUUUCAACAUAAGCUGUCCUUUCAAUCCAAGGUAAAUCAUUUUACUUGUAUGUGCAUUUUGAGUUCCUGGUGGUUUGUUAAGAAUGGAAGUUAUUUUCUUGACAAGAUUGUUAUGCAAAACAGUGUCUGGGAUUCAUGUAGGGAGAUGUUUUAGUGGCCUUUGUAGACAGGUUUAAAUAAGAGUUGAUGUAUGGACUGUCCGCCAGGAGAUAAUAAAGUGGCCAUAGUAGUAGAGAGUUGGCCGUUGUCGAGAGGUGGCCAUUGCAGGAAGUUUGACUGUAUUUUUCAAAGUAUUGUGUAGUUGUCCUUUUUAGUUGUCUACACAAUAGCUUCCCCUCCAUACAUACAGGAAGGUUGUCUUGAUCAAGUAGAAGGGAUUUCAGUAAACAAAGAUUAAACAAAUUUUCCUACAUGUUGAUGUUGAUCAAGCAUCCAUACAAAUUUGAUAUGUUGGGUAUUCCUGUUUAUGCAUUACCACUGUUGGGUACCCUCUGUAAAAAUCCUGUGUGAAUGCAGCCUUUGAUACUCCACUCAAACUGUGUUAUGUACCAUUUGUAUUGUAGUAAAUGAAUUAUCUUUUUUCAAACAGGAUAUCAUUGCAAUCAGUUGUUCUUGGUGCAAAGCUGCAGUAAGUGACUUUGUAAUUAAAUUAAAAGGUUGAUUUUUUAUAGUGUUUAUCCCAAAAAAAUUAACAUAGUGCUGAGUUUCUGUAUGAUAACUGGUCUUUUCUCAAGCAUGGAGUUAUUUUUAGAGCCUUGACCCAGCGUAAUGUAACAUACUUGUACAUUAGACUGAAUGACAAGCUGAUUUCUUUUCAGUACCACAACAGAGUAGAGUGUUUCAAGAUGCAGAAGAUAGAUGAAAUGUGUGAUUUGGGAGCUCAUGCCAAUCUUAUAGUUCCUCCAUCAUGGGUUGUCAAACUCCCCCCUAAAAGAGUAAGUCAUUUUUCUUUCAUUUGUCUUAUCUUGAAUUGUUCACCCCCAUUCCCAACCCCCCAAUUUGCGAGUGAACAUGUAUAUGUUACAGGUCAAAUCUGAUUUCAGUUUAAAUUUUUUUAACCUAGGUUGAUUCUCAGUUUCCUUUAUCUCCUAGUUGAGAAUCAACCUACAAUAGGUUAAAUCAAAAUCAACCUGAAAUCAAAUUUGGCCUGUAACAUACAUUGUAUACAAUUGCCUCACUUUCAAUUUUUAGUUGUAUGUUUCUUACAUAUUUAAUGGUGCAAAACAAAUGUGCAAUUCAAGUUACUGCUUGAAAUUAAGUUACCAGUUGUCUUAUUUCCUUUGAUACAUUGUUUUGACUGCAUUUUUUUUUGCUACACGAUUCCCAUCAUGCACUUUUGAGUAUCACAUAUUUCGAAAAAACAGUGAAAUCUUCUGUGUUAUCCAUCUUGAGUUUUUGUGCUAUUUUUUUAUGUUUAAAGGCAAGAGGUUCUUCUAUGAAGAGAGGCAGCUUUAAUAAAAAGAGAUCUGUUAAGAGAAAAUCUACAAAGGUUUGUGUUGUUAUAAUCAGUGAUAUUAAAAAAAAAUGUGGUUUGUGAAUCGUAGGGCCCAUUGUUGUUUGCCUCACAAUCAUCACUUUGUCACUGAUCACAGCAGCAUUACCGUAUGAUGAUGUCUGAACUUUUGAUAUUCACUGAUGCAUUAAUCAGUUCAGAUUACUUCAGUCAGUCACAGUACCUCUGCGUACAAUAUUAUUUAAAUGUCUAGAUAAUUAUUUUUUUUCAGAUAAAUUCAACUAAGCUUCUUAUAAAAAUAACAGUUUAUUCCUUAAACCAUUUUUUUGUCAUAUUUAACCCUGGCAAUUUCUGUUGAUGCUAACACUAUCUCUUUGCUAUUCAUUUCUUCAAGUUUGUUUGAGUCAAUUUAUGUUAUGUUUUGUUGAUGGUGAACGCUUAUAACAGAAACAGAGCAGUAGUGAGAGUGACAGUGAUGACUUCAUCUUGCUUGAUCUUGACUUGUACCAUAACUGCAACAAUCCUUUCUGUAAUGUGAGGUUUUAAAGAAAUUUAAUCUAAAAACCAUUAAUAAGAUCUUGUAAUGAUUUUGCUAAUUAAAAAUUUAACACUUUUUGCCAUUGUUAUUAAAGAUGCUAUGUGUUAAAGAGACUGUCGAGCAACUGUAACCAUAAAAGAAAUAAACUGUAAUCUUAAUUUUCAGUUUUCAUGCAUUUUAUUGCCUGCAUUAUAACACCAGACCCUUUGUUAAUUUGAAACACUAACAGAAUUUGCAAUUGUCAUGUUAUUUCUUGUAAUUCUCCAUAACUUAAAAGCAAACUUUGUCUUCUUCGUGUGUGAAUAAAAUGAUAAUUUUUUUAAUCUUCUUGUUAGUUGAUAAACAAUUUUCCCAUAUUUUAUGUGAAAUCCCAAUUUAUUGGCAUAUUAAGUAUUAGUAUUGUCCAUAUUUGCUCAGAGCCUUGCCUGAAAUUAUUCCCAGGAAUGGUUUUGAACAGAAAUUUUCUAAAUUAAAUUUUAGUACUAAUCACUGCUGUAAUAAAACUUAUGUUGAACUCAGUCUAAGUUGAUAAAUUUUUAUUCUUUCUCUUUGAAAUUUUUUUGUAAGUGAUUCAAGGAAGCUUAUACCACCUCUGAAUAAGUUCAAACUUAAGAUUUUUUACUUCUUUUUGACACUUUGAGCAGCUCUUUUACUGUUUAAAAGAAGCGACAAUUUAGUAUGCUUUUUACUCUCUUUCUUUUCCCAGAGUAAAAAGUACUUUAUACAGUGGAACCCUGCUAUAAUGAAGACCUCUUUAAAAUGAAAAACUUCUGAAAGCCCAGCAGAAUUACAGUAAAAUAUCUGGAAACGAACCCUGCUAUAACAUUAGAUUUUGACACUCCCAACCCACAAUUGACCCCACUGUAACGUGUAGUUGUUCCAGUUGCUUGCAGCAGUCAUUAGAAAUCACAGCUUGCUUUAUUCCAGUUUUGAAAAAUACGUUUACUGUACUAUUGUAGUGACCAAUUUAUGCUUCAGCUUGCUGACACGUCUUCCUGUCUUGCAGUACUGAAUUUUUGGUAAUUCCUAUUUAUUAAAUUACCCCGCUAUAACAAAUAUUUUUGCUGUUAACCAGAUAAUUCGAUAACGAAAACCCCACUAUAACAAACAGUUUUUUUCGGUACCGUGGCACCUCAUUAUAGCGGAGCUCCAUUGUAUAAGGUCAUCAUCACAUUUUUGUUUUGAACUCCUUAGUCAACAUUUUAAAUCAUGUAAAUUUACCAUUACUCUAUAAUAUAUUAGUUAAAUCUUUACUUCAUAACAGCCUUUACUUCUUAUUUCUUACACAUUUGAUAAAAUAAUAAUAAUAACCUCGUUGCUUCUUUCUUCUUCAGGAAAAAAAGCCAUUUGUGGUAAGUUAUGGCUUACUUUCAUUUUCUAAAAACAGAAAUCGGCUGCCUUGUUUCAUUAUUAAACCAUGCAUUUUGAGUACUCUAUUGGUACACUGUACAUAAUUUCACAAUUUUUGCAAGACAGUAUUUUGCAGGGUUUUAUUUUGACAAUUUUUUUAUUUGCAGCAAGAAAAUAUGAAAAUUAGAGGAUGCGAGGAUUUAUAUUCACAGGUCUUUAAUUUCGGAAAUUUUUUACGAUCACGAAAAAUGGGUAAUUUAAGUCCUGCAAAAUUAAGUACCAGUAAGGUAGUCUAAUCCUAUGUUUACUUAACUAGAUCAAGCCUUCUGGAUCUGCUCAACGCAAGCCUCUACUUGUGUUCAUAAACCCAAGGAGUGGUGGAAAUCAGGUUAGCUGUCAUCUUAAGUAUUCCUUCUAAUCAUAACUAUAACAAAGUUGUCAAAUCGCAUUGGCUUUCAACCGUCCUGAUUUCCAUACUAAUAGGACAGUACAAGUCAUGCCUUAGUAAUUGGACAGUAAAACAGUGCAUGCCAUCAAGUGCGCUCACUUGAAUAGGUUUUUCAUUUUCACUUCUGGCAAAAAAUGGAAUAUCCUGUGUUUGAAUUGGUAACAGAACUUUGUGUUAUCCAAUUCAGUUUGUAAUCAUGGCGUUCAACAAAAAUCGGACUCCCCUAUGCUGUUAUGUAAUUUUGUUAAUCACUUUUAUGAUUACAGAUGGAAUUUAUUGGUCCCCUCUAAGUCCUAUAUUACCAUUGUUAAUUUUAUUUUUUUCACUCCUAGGUCAAGUUAUAGCACUGUGAUUUGUCGCUCUUAUGAUAAAUUCUCUGGCUUGAAAAUUACAGUAAAAAUAGAUAAUUAUUGUAUUAUUUCUAAUAAAAUCGGCACAGAUUAUGGGGAGGUUUAGCCAUUGUCAUCCCAUACUACACAGCUUUUGUUACAUGUGUGGGAAUUUAAUAAAUUAUUAUUUCUUACCCCAGGGUGCAAAAAUCAUGCACAAGUUCCAGUGGCUACUGAACCCCAGACAAGUUUUUGAUCUAUCCAACAAAGUGGGAGGAGGUCCCAAAAUGGGGUAAGUAUUCAUCAAAUCUCAUUAUUUUUUCUUUAUUUUAUUUAUUUCACUUAUUAUGACUUGAACUGUGGGCCAAUUGUGACCGACAUCAAUUUUCUCAUAACAACAUUAGCCGAUCAUCAAGAGUAAAGUUUAUGAGAAUUACUAAAUUAAUUACCAAAGGGAGAACGCUUUGAUCUUAAACCAAAUUCUCCCAUCCAUUCUUAAAAGAAGUGUAUGGAGAUCAGUCUGGAGUAGUUGGAAGUGGAUCUUGGAGCUUAAAGGGUUAAAAUUCUGAUUCAGAGUUGAAACUUAGAUUACAUUGUCAGUCAUAUGCAAUAAGCAGGUGGGGAAUUGACCAGCUGGUUUUUUAAAAAAAUGCUCAAAUUCUGUUCAUGUUUAUAUUUCCAUUCUCCAUUUUUCAAAUAUGUUGUUCUUUUCGUUGCAGACUUGAAUUGUACAGAAAGGUUCCAAAUCUUAGAAUACUGGCUUGUGGAGGAGAUGGCACUGUGAGUUACUUUUUAACCUUUUGUGUGGUCCACCUUGCUGACUCAUAAAUAAUAAUAAUAAUCAGUUUAUUAAACCCUUUUGGUAGUGUAUAACACUAACUUACAAGGGAGGUCAAGAAUACGCAGAACACAUAAUUACACGUGGCACAGAAGGCAAAAACAAUUAAAUCCUAUUGUAACUGUGGGUAACAAAAUUACUAAGGUGGUCCGUUCUGACAAAGCGGAAUUCAGAACAAGAAAAACCCGACCUCAACCCGUACCCAUGAGCGACAUUCGUAGGCUGCAGCAGCAGGUGUGAAAGGAACCCGGACUCCUUGAUGUUAGAUAUAAAAUGCCUGCAAGCCUCAUCACGGCGCAACAAAAGUGUAGGCAAGCUACAGCACACGAGUGCCGAUUCAUAAGAGCAAUCUGGAAAAAUUAUUAUUAUAAAUAAUGUGUGAUUAAAGUUCCUGCACUUAAAGAUUAAUAGACAAGUAUUUUGUAGGUGGCACACUUGUAAAUUUUGAAAUGUAACUUAUGUUGCCUUUUUUGUGUCUUGUCCAGGUUGGCUGGGUUCUGUCUGAACUCGACACGCAAAAAAUCACACCCCCACCCCCAGUUGCAGUGCUUCCACUGGGAACAGGAAAUGACUUGUCAAGAGUGCUUAACUGGGGAGGGGUGAGUAUGCUCUCUGGACUUGAUUGAGUAGUUGUGUUGUGUGAUAAUUGUGGAGGAAUGAGUAUAUCAAGAAGAAGACUGUAGUGGUUAUCCCAGCCAGAACAGAUGGACAUAAUAAGAGUGUGGUCUUACAGCAUGGUUCUACUGGAAGAUGAUAGUACAGUAAAAGCUAGCGAAAAAGCUGACUGGCCAUAAAAUUAUGUUUUGUUGUAGGGUUAUACUGAUGAACCAUUGUCUAGAAUUCUCACGCACAUCGAUCAAGGAAGUGUCGUACAACUAGACAGGUAUGCGCUGAUUGUAAUUAUUAGACCCUGACCACUAACCGUUUUGUUUGAAAAUUCAGGCAUUUACGUGUAUUUCAGCCUUGAAUCUGUAAUAAAAUGAUCAAAGUAUAGCAUUUUAAUCCAAUAAAGCCCAGCAAGCGAUUGUUUCUGGAUCAGUACAAGAACUUCUUUCAGUAGAUGAAGCGAGGAAAAGUGAAGGACAAGAAUACGAAAACUUACCUUUUCCAUGCCCUUCACUUGUUCUUGUGCUUACAUAAUUACUUUUCACUGUACCUGUGAACUGGAGUAUAAGUACAGUCAUUGCCAUUUGUUUCAAUACGUUCUUGCUUCUAUAAUCUUUGUUAUUAUAUAAAUAGAAGAUAUUACACGGUGGCGAGAAGAUAUGAAUUUUAUGUUUGAGUGGCAAGAACAAUAUCUCACGAGUGAGGGAAGCGAACGAGUGAGAUAUUGUUCUUGCCACGAGAACAUAAAAUUCAUAUCUUCGAGCCAACGUGUAAUGUUCUUUUUAUUAUAUGGAGAAACCAAUUCAACAAAAGCAAAAGGCGGGAAUCAUGACGUCAUUGAACGAUACGACACUCACAAAGGUAACAUACGGAAAAUACGCCACUCGGGUCCCGGAUGAAGUGGCGUAUGGAAUCUACGAGUGGUUUAGUUCCCAGUAAAACACUCUCCUCCAUAUAAUAAAAGUACAGUCAUUGCCAUUUGUUUCAAUACGUUCGUGCUUCUAUAAUCUUUGUUAUUAUAUAAGAGCAUUUAUGUUAUGCUUAUUUUGUACAUGUAAACCAAUCUUCAGCCACUGCUGAUAGACUUUUAUUUAGUCAGAUGACUGUACCUACUCACACUGGUCCCAGAAGUUUGAAAAAGGCAAUUUUUAUGGCACUCUAUGGAGAGUACCAUAAAGGAAAAGUAUACGUGUGGGUAAUUUCAUCAGCCAUUAGGUUGAUAUGCGUUUCUUAGUGUUUUGGUUUUCUGAAUUUUCAUUGAGUUCUUGAAUCUCCUCCACUUGAAAAUCUAGAAAUCUUUAUGCCAUUGUAAAUGAACUUGCCUGGUGAUCUUGUUUCGUGAUUUUGGUCAGCAUGGAAAUAGUAAUUAACUUCCGCAUGUAGGUAUUUCAAAUUAAGCUGAAAUCCCACUGUUCUAAGGCAAUUAAAUUGCAGUAAGUUCUCAUGUAGUUGAAUAAAGGCUAUAAUUAAUUAAGAUGACUGACUUUUCCAGAUGGAAUCUUGAAGCAAUGCCAAAUGAAGCAGGUGAAAUUGACCCCAGUGACGAAGAAGUGGCAAAGAAGGUACAAACAUGAUUGGUGAUUCAGUGCAGAGUAAUAAUAGAGGACUAGCAAAUCCAGCCAUGGGAAGGGAGAUCAUUUACAAUGUAGCAAAUUAGAAAACAUAUGGUACUAUAUGGGAGGGGUUUCAUUUGGUCACAUUAACCCUUUGAGUCCCGAUAGUGACCAACAUCAAUUUUCUCCCAAUGAUAUCCGAACAUUGUCAAGAGACUAGGUUAUGAGAAUUAAUAAAAAUUAAUGAUCACCUAAGAGAAAAUGCUUUGAUCUUUCGUCAAAUUCUCUGAACUCAUUCUUCAAGGAAAUAUAUAGAGAUCAGUUUGGAGAAUUUGUAUGUGGAUAUUGGGGCUUAAAGGGUUAAGGGGGUUUUCAUUAGCACACUUGAAAUUUUAGAGCCACCAUAGCUGCAUUGAGAGAAGUAUUCUGUUGCUGUUGAUCGACAGUUUUCUAAUGAGCAAAAAGUGUUAUCAUAAUUAUUAUUUUCUUGACCAUUGUAUGUCUUUGUGAUUUGCAGCUUCCAUUGAAUGUAAUGAAUAACUAUUUCAGCUUAGGAUUUGAUGCUGAAGUUUGUUUAGAAUUCCAUGAAUCGAGAGGUGAGUAUUGCGAUAUGUUCAAAUUAAGUGUUUUUAUACUUUAUUUGAGCCUUUUAGCUAGUUUGUUUAUCAUUAUCUUUAUUGUAGAUUGUGAUAACGAGUACAAGGCACGGUAAAGUUAAGAUUAUGCCGAUGACAUUAUUGUCGAUCAGCAUAAGCAUUAACUAAUCCUUCAAGUGAAGUAUGCAGAAUUAAAGUCACAAUGCUUGAUUGCGCAAUAAAAGUUGAGUCAGAGCAUUUAAAAUUGCAAAAAUAGGUGAAAAGCCUAAAGAUCUACCUCAUACGUCACAUUUCCAAUGAAUUCAGAAGUUCCUUUGCGUGUUUGUUUUGACAGCAAUUAUUAAACAAAUUCAAUAGGCUAAAGGAUAGCAGAUGGUUCUUGUCAUUCUGAUUGAUCAUUGGCGCAAAACUUUCUAGCUAAGGAAUUUCCUAGUGAGAAUAAGUGCCAAAGGUUAUUUUUACACUUCACGCCUCUGGUGGAUGCAAGUCGAGAACCAUUUGGAAGACCUCCUUUCUGGUUCUUACUAAAAUCGUCUUUCUUACUGAGUGUCGAUUUGUAUCUAUUUUCAUUCACUUGCGACAUGUGAUUUGACUUGCUGUCUUGAAAUUUUUAAUGACCCUUUUUUCUUAUUAUUUUUCUUUUUCCAGAGGCUAAUCCAGAAAAAUUCAAAAAUAGAAUUAAGAAUAUUAUGUUUUAUGGGAAGGUGAGUGUUUCUUGUUGCCAUUCAUGUUUUCAUAGGUAUGUCUGUGCGGUGGGUGAAGAAAGUUUAUUUUCAAAACAACAAGCCCAAUUUACGUUUAAAAGCAUUGUGCUCGCUCUGAAGACUGAUUUUUUUGUUUUUGUUUUAGGCUGGCAGUGCCACCUUCCUUCAACGAAAGGCCCAUAAUUUUUUUAAAUAUAUUACCCUACAGGUAUUGGUCCUUCCUUUCUGUUAUUAGUGCCUUUCUGUCCAUGCAUCACCAGUGCUUAUGGCAGCCAAAAGCAAAUUCGUUAGGUGUCUUCAUCUUGUCUUUCAGUGUGAUGGAGUUGAUCUUACCGAAAAACUUCAAGAAGCCAAGCCUUUAUGUCUAUUAUUUGUUAAUAUACCUUCGUAAGUACCUUGGUUAUUAUAAUUGCUUUUUCUUCAAUGUCGGCUCUUCAUAUCAUUGCGAAGCAGAAACUAAGGUUUUUGAUGGUAUGGUCAUAACUUUUCUGGCUGACUGAUACUCUUAGGCCCGGUUCAGACGCCGAACUUUUCUUGAGCCGAACCGAAUACAUUGAAUUAGGUUCAUGAAAAGUUCGACGUCUGAAUCAAUUAGGAACUCCUAUUUCAAAAGGCCAUUUCCGAGGCCUGUAUUAAAACGAGGUUAAGUACUGAGCCUUUGAUAUGGAAAUGAUUUUUCAUUCUCACGCAAAUAUAGCCCAUUUUCACAAGAAAGGCUGUGCACUAUGCCUAAUUUGAAAGUGAGCGUUUUUUUUAACUCGGAAGUGGUCUAGUUGGAACAGCUCAGCCGCUUAGCCUUUCGCCUCUUCGAGCGACUUUGGAACGGUUUUGAUUCAGACGACAAACUUUUCAUGUGUGUUACCUAAUGUAUAAAUUAUUAUAACGUAUUUUGCAAGCAGUUUGACCGAACUGAGCAUUUUUAUCCUUUUGAAUCUAGUUUGACGUCUGAAUCAGUUCAGCCGGUCUAAAUAAUUUGGGUCGGCUUUAAUUCGAACUAGGUUCGGCUCAUGAAAAGAUCGGCGUCUGAACCGGGCGUUAACAAUAUAAUUUGGCUUUAUUUUGUUAUUAUUCGUUUUUCUAGGUAUAGUGCUGGAACGUCUCCAUGGGGACAUCCUGGGAGAGAAAGUGUAAGUUUGUAUCCACUAACCUAUGGACUGUGAUCCAAGCCAAAAAAAAAAAAAACAAUUGAAUUACAUCUUGUAAGUGAAUAUUACUGACUUUCGGUUGCGAUUUGGUUUCAGGACUUUCAGCCUCAAAGGUUUGAUGAUGGUCUUCUGGAGGUGAUCGGUCUCAACGCCGGUAGUCUGGUAGGUAAACUGUAAUACUCGCCCGCUUGCUGGGAACUCGGUUAGAACAACCCAGAUCUGGCAAGCGGGCCUGUCUGCCUUCAUAUGGGAAAUAUUGCAUGGGUAUUAAAGGCUAAUUAUGUAUAGGAAUUGUGUCGUAACAUGGUUACAGCAAUAUCACUUUGUUGAUAGUAUUUUGAUUAAUAAGGCAAAAAGUUAGAACGUAGUUGUUUGUCGUGCGUUUUUGAUUGUCGUGUUGUUGUUUGCAGGCUACAACACGUGUAGGAGGACACGGUGAGAGAAUAGCACAGUGUAAAGAGGCUGUUCUCGUCACUCGCAAGGCCCUACCCAUGCAAGUGGAUGGAGGUACGCAUGCAUAUCCAUUUAAGCGUAAUCUGGGAAUUUAAAAGAUUGAAAGUAAUAUAGUUUUUUGAGGGAGCUAUUAAGGUAGCUGCCUGUACUAAUGGUAUUGUGUUUGUUGCUUGUCAUUUCCUUACGGAUAUAUUUUUUUUACAGUAUACAAAAUGAGAUCUUAGAACAACUUAGAAUUUAUUUUGCUAUAAUCGUUUAGUUCUUCCUUCUUUUAUGUUUACUAGAGGUUUAAUUAAAUUUUUGAAAAAGUGAAUAUAGCGUUUUGUUCUAAUAAGAUGAUACACUAAAUAACACUACCAUAAAAAGUGCAGCUCAGUUACUUUCAUUAAUAUAAGCGAUACAUCCACAGGCUAAAACUUUGAACAAGAAAAAAAAUCCCCGUUUUCUCAACUUACGUUUGUUGUGUAUAUCUGGGGCGACGGGGGGGGGGUGAGUUUAAAAUUUUCCUUAGAAUACUAAUUUGAGGCAACUCAUCACUAAAUGCAAAGUGUCUCUCUCUUUUGUGAAAAUUUAUCUUGUUUUUUUACUUGUUUCAGAACCUUGCAGAAUGCCCCCGUGCAUAAUACGGAUUUCUCGAAAAAACCAGGCUAACAUGAUACAAAAAGUGAAGGUCAGUAAUCCUCUCUGUUCAGAUUCAACUAUAGGUUAACUUCGUAUGAAUGAACAGAUCCCUGGCUUGUCUAUGGUAAGAGACAUUUUUACCGUACCGGCACUGUACCACACUUAUUGACGGACUUAAGCAAAACUAGUUACGAGAGAAUGGCUGGAUAACCGACAAUGUUAACUAACAAUAAACUACUGUUUAACUCUGACAACAGACGGUUCAAAACGCACCAAUGACAUAACGAGUCUUCAUAGCCAAUAACAUCGUGGCUUUAUUGACAGACUUCCAAUAACAUCGCGACUUAAGUGAAAAAUCAGGUCAAUAACCAGACUUUUAAUACCAUCAACUGACGUGAUACAACUCAUUUUGUCUCUGAAGAUGACUAUCGCACAGGUUGUCGAAGCGUCAGUCACUGUCAACAACAGACCAUUUCAGGACUACGUCCACCUACAAGAUCAUGCUCAACAUACUUAAGUCAAUAAUUAUAGGUACUAUGCUUGGCUGAAAUAGUGAACCUAUCCCCGCACGGGUGCGUCUAAGUUUGUAUUCCUAUGCAGACUCUUGCGUUUAAUGCUUUUCGCACAAGAAAAGGUUUUUUUGCCAGCUUUUUCAUUAUGGGCCUGCUUACGAAACAAUCCGCUGACGAUUGUUCUCGUGUGGACGCAAACGUUUGUGUGUUUGCAAACUAAUCCGGACUCGUUUGCACACGGCCUGACGCUGUCAAAUUUUGAGUUGAGCUUACGCAAGGGUCUUUUUGAUCGACCAGCGUCAACCGCAUGUGACCUUUUUGCAUUCUUGGCUGUGAUUUUGCCCAAAUUUUCGGGCAUAUUAUCUCCAUAGGGGUAAAGACACCUAGCAAUGCAAAUUUGGUAGCGUCCAGGUAUGUGACUUUAUUAACCAAUCUUUCAGUAACAGCAUUUUCUUUGUUCAUUAGACAAGAACGAUAGGAGCCAACUCAACCAUGGGGUAAGAGUACUGAAAUUAUUUGCUGUAGGGAUUAGGCCGUUUCCCAGGUCCAAAAACCCUCAUUUUCAGUGCGAGACUAAGGGCGCUUUGCAUUUAUCAGAACUGGCAAGCCGGACCACGGUAUAUACAAUCUGUGUUGAACUUGAUAGCGGACAUCCUCGUGGACAUCCAUAAUAUGGUCAAUUGACAGACAGCUGUCAAAAAGGGUAUUUGCUGACCAGCGUCACCUGACUGUAUCGCGGGCUCAAGUGGCUUGACCAGUCAUUUUGACAAUGAAAUAGGCUUUUAUGAAGAGUUUUAGCUGAAAAACCAUCUCCUUCGUGCAUACUAUUUAGGAUUUGCGUGAUCUGGCUGGAGAGUUUUGAUUAAAAGUGAAAUUCUCAUUACGACGGGAAUGGUCUGGCUGGUUAGCUCUGACAAAUGGAAAGCGCCCAAAUCGCAAAAACCUUUUAUGUGAUGUCCGCUUUUAUUUAAAUGAUAAUAAAUUGUUAGAUGUUUACCAAUGUAUAUAGGGUUUCCAGUAGUAACCGGAAAUGGGUCGUUUUAUCCACUUCAGUCUCCCUUUAGAAUCUCGACGAAAAAUCGUAAUUUAUUUAUCAUACGUGGUUUGUGUUGGCGCUAAUGAAUUCAUCGAGUUAAACUGUUAUUCGUUAUUUUCAAUUUUUCCAGGCCUGUUGCAUGUCCUGAGCCAGUCAAGAUACAGAUCUACAGUGUAGGAUUUAAGGAAUACGAAAGACACUGUUAUGAAUUAUCAGAGAUGCGAGAGACAGGUGAGUAUGCGUGAAUCAUCUGUUUUCUGGAAGUAUUCGCAAUUUCUGUGUGAAUGGACCUCUUUGAUAAUGACGGCCUAUUAACGUAUUCUAUUAUUAGUAUGAUAAUAAGCCUUUCUGACCUCGUUGUCAUGUGCAAAGUACAAAAGAAUUCUUACUUUCAAACAAGGUCAGAAAGGCUGAUUAUCAUGAAUAUAAUUAAUUUCCAUCCUUUGCGUUUGUAUAAAAGAAUAUAUUAAUAAGUCGCUAGUAUGAAAGAGGUUUAUGAUAUAUUGUAUUCAGGUGUUUGGCAUCGUGCGCUUUUGAGUUUUCGGACGAACACCGCGGCUCAUACCGGGUGUAAAAACCCGUGAGAAGUCAACACAAUAGAGCCAAGGAAAAUAAUAGCCAGAAAACAAAGAAAAACUUCAGAAGUUUUUACAUCAAGGAUGACCCAACACUGCGGGGACCAGCACUUAAGUAUCUUGUCCGCCUUUAUAGAGAGUCAAAAAAGUGACUGAGGUACGGCAGGGCCAACGCCAGGUGUCCAGUUCAAGGAGAUGACGGUCUUAUGGAAGUGUCCAUUGAGAGAGAAUGGACUGUAUCUAUUGAAUUGAAUGCGGGACAAUCUCAUUAGCAGAUGUUUAGGAAACAGGGGAUUAAAACAUCCCUACUAUACUACUAAUAUGAACGUUACGAUUUUGAUAUGGAGUCAUCCCACGCGCCCAGGAUCUGUCUUCACUCGGUGCGAAUGUAUCACUUGAUUUACGUUAGUAGGUAGCCUGAGCCUGAUUGUAAGCUGUACGCUGGAAAUGAGGCGUAACGAGGCUAAAAAGUUUUGUUUCGUUUCUCACUUGCAACUUUUCUGGUAGACAAAGGGGUAAUGCUUGCUACCCGCAUUGUAUCAUCAUACAGUCGAAGGGAGUCUAAUCGCCGAGUAGUGCCAUGGCAAACAGCAGCUCUUCUGCAGCUUACUGUGCUGCAAUGUUCCACAACAAGCUGCAAUUUAUUAAUGCUUCGGUAGUAAAGUCGAUAGUGCUUUUUAGGCAGUGAGGGUGUAGUAAUGUACCAUUCAUUUCUUGAGCAAAUUAAAAUGCUCUGUUUUCAUUUUUUUGUAGCCAGACUCAUGGCAACGACAACAAUAGAACCCGACAGUGACUUGGAGCAGAUGAGGGCUUGGAUCGAGCGGUUUAAAGAGGAUGAAGAGGAGGAGGUACGCUUAAGUUCGUUGGUACUGACGGGGGAAGGUAUAUUAGGGCACGUAGUCCCCGCCUUGGUGGUCUAUCUCUCGUAGGGGAAGAAUUGUUAUGGGCUCACAGUAUUUGGCACCACGCGCUGUUGCGAUGACCGUACCAAGAAUUGGCGAACCAAUGAAGUAAAAGCGUUCGUCAACGGGGUCAACAUUUUUGACGAUAGUCGAAUAUAUCAGUGUUUGUCAGUGUUCCAUUUCGUUCUUGUAUUGAUGGCGAUGUAACAUUCCUCCAAAUUGAAGACGCCUUGGAGUUACUGCAGAAGUAUUCUUUCGCCAUAUUAGAUUUAUCUCCACCAUCGCAAGAAAAAAAAGGGGGGAAUAGUCUUUCAAACUCCCAUCUACUUUUGCAUGGAUGAUUUUCUACUGUGUGACGAUCCUACCACACUACUGAAAGUCCUUGAUUUUGACAAGAUCGUCGAGAUCAAGUGCUUUUUGUAACGGGAGGUCAUCUUGGUUUCAUAUGUAUCGAGAGGGCGUGCGUCGGGGUUUAUAGUGGCGCGUGUCGGGGAAGGAGGCGCUUCUUCCAAACUCAACGCCCGGCUAAGUAGAUUGAUACUCUUGAAACCAAGAUGGCCGCGCGCUUCAGUAGGCGAUUGAUCUCAACGAUGUUAAGGUGAUGUUACACGGGACGAUUCGCAACGACGAUUUUUAGCGCAACACAGCGUUGCAAUGUUGGAACAAUGUUGUAACCACUCGAAACAAUGUCGCAACAAUGUUUCCACGCUGUGUUGCGCUAAAAAUCGUCGUUGCGAAUCGUCUCGUGUAACAUCACCUUUAUGGAAAACAGAGGACUGUGAACAAACUGCGGUUCCACUGACUUGCCAGUAAACUCUAUAUUCUUUCUGGACAAGAGGUGCCAAAGACAUCUGCUUUAACGCGGCUGCGAACCUUGAGGUAACCGUUGUUUUGUUUUUACAUCCACUUAGAAAUCGCCUUUGUCAGAUGAGUGGUGCUUUUUAGACAGUGAGUAUUACUUACGUUGUUUGUUGAUUUUCGUGGAUUGUCGCACAGGAAGCUGUGUACACUAGUUUAUCAUUGUGCCUUGGAACAAAAAUGUUUAUAUUCUGUUUGGCCUAGAAGCAAAUCUCUUUUAAUGCAAUGGAAAGGUUACUCGAUCCUAUGCUACAACCUUGCAUUCUCUGCCUCAAGUCUAUGUUUUUCCUCAUUUCCUGUGAUUUGUAUACUUUUGGUGAUAUUUCGCACCUUUUUGAUGUUGGUAUUUAGUUAAUGCUUUUCAGUUUCAAAUUUGUCACUUAAAAAGACAUAACUUCAUCGACCAGUAGAUGUAGUUUGGUGGAUUAUGUGGUGAACCUGAUUUUUUUCUUUUUUUAUUUUUUUCUCUGUAGCUACAUAUCCUGACAGAGUUUAUCGUGUCGAUGUAGCCCAGGUAUCAAACGUUUUCUGUAUCGUCAGCUUCGUUUCUUUCAACGCUUUGACUUUAACUUCAUUUUUCUUUAACCUCUUUAUUUCCUCAUUGUUUUCUUCAGGAGAAAAUCUACAAUGUAGUGGAUAUUCUAGAGGAUGGAAUAUUUAUUGUCGACUUAAAGGAUGAUUCGAUAAAGUAAGAAACUCCCUCGACUCGCAUUACAAAAGGCGGAGUAUGAAAGUGACAUAUUUAACAUGCAUUAAUACGUUAUUUUUCAAAUAUCUUCCGUUUCUUUUUUCUUGUCAUAAAGCUUAGUUGCAAGCAUUAUCCCUUGUUAAAGGAGCACUUAUUUCUUAUAUCAAAAAUAUGUUAUGAUACUUGGGUAUUUUCUUAUGAUAUUUUGGUAUUUUUGCUCCCAACUGUACUGCCUUUCUCUGUUAACAGCCUUGAUUUUUAUCUAUUUUUUUAAAUAUUUUAUUACGAAUGACAAGAGGAGCCCGAAAUUCUAAUCUCCAGCUGGACCCGGUUGUUCGAAGGUCGAUUAGCGCUAACCCGAGGUUCAAUUUUAAUCCCGGUUUCAUUUCUUUCGUUCAGAAGCAGUUUCUAGAAUAAUUUCGCUAUUCUAUUCAGAGUAUCCGAUCAUCAAAUUAUAGGCAAAAAGAAUUAAACUGAAUUUGCUUUUUUGAGCUUUCAUAUCUGAAUUCAAAUUUCACACUAACCGUGGGUUAUCUAAAUCGAACUUUGAACAACCCGGCGCUGGUUGCUAUUACGCAUGCACGGCACGUAUAAGGCAGUUUCGUUUGGUCUUCCACUAAGAAUGCAGAGAAUGCACAAAACACAAUCUGAUCACGCUCGUUUGAACCUUCUAUCACUCGUAAUCUGAUCGCGCGUGUUUUGACCAUCUAUCGCCCGAAACGUACGCAAAUCACAGCGUUAAAGCAUGAUCGUUUUGUCCUUUGGUCGUUGCCGCCCGCACUUCGUAACCUUUGGUUAUUACUGGUGUUGUUUUGUGGGUGUAGAGGGUAUUGUGGACGAUGGAAGGUUCCCAGUGUCAUAUAUAACAUUUUAGAAACGAGGCCUCCACCACAAAUCAAAGUGUCCAUCUUCGAGAACAUCUAUUGUGGCUACCCCUAUGAAAAGAAAAAUAUUGCAAAGGCGAGGAAACAAUUACACGAAAAACGGUUUAAUUUUUUCCAGAAAACAACCCAACAAUAAUAAUAACAACACUGGCAAUUCAAUUCCGCGCCAAAGACCGUUGUCCGUCCCUGGAAUACCUUUGUCCAGCAGGCCUACUCCCAUACCCGAUGCCGGCCGGUCAGUGUUUACUCUACCCCCUCCCCGGAGACAUAACAGUUCGCUUGGAUCCAGUCCGUCCGAGAGCGUGGAGGAGAUUUUGGAAACGACAGUUAUGACUCCUUUUUCAGCGUAAGUAAUUUCUAACUGAUCAGGUACCUAAAAACAACCGACUUAAUGGUUGAUAAUGUGCUUGUCAACGUCUUCUAUUUCCUUUGCUUAAUGAUUGAUUUCUGGAUUAUCUAAAAAAAAACUUAACAAAAGGAAGGGUAAAUACGCACGAGACUCACAGGGAGUUUUCGCUGAAGGGAAAUUUUGUUGUGCAAAUUAAAUGGAAGCGAAAAUCUCUCGUCUUUAUCGCAUGCACCCUUUAUAUUUAGCGGGUAGCCUAAAAAAGACCGGAAAGAAUUGGUUGUGCCGCAUAGUACAUCAAUUUUUGGCCCUUCUUUUUAUAGGAAAGAGUUCAAAUUGCCCUUCCCCGACGUAGAUGAAGCGGAUACCAUUUGGUGAGUAAAACUUUUACCUGUUGUAAGGGUGUUUCGAUCAAAUCAGUAAUAGGUAUUAUUAUAUAUCACAAGUUACAGAGCAAACCUAACCAAGUGCUAUAUUUUUUGAAAAACAGUAAUUCAAUUACUGAGUGAUUCAAUUCGUUAAUUUUUGUUCUGCUCAUCGUUUUGUUCGUUAUGUGGUUAUUGUACUGAUACCCCUCGUUAAUUUCCCUUGCAAGCUUUACCACUAAUUCUGUGUGCGAAGGACAGUACUUCUCAUUUCUUGUCGCCCAUCAGUAGUAGUGUAGGUGGUUGUCAUAACGAUGAAUCCUGCAGGCGUAGGAGGUAUCGCAAAAGAAUUAUUUUACUUCAAGGAAGAGUUGCAGCGCAAAGUUUUCAACUAUGUCUUAAAGUAUCUCUGGUUUUUCCUGCAGGGUUAAGAACGAAAUAGUAAAGCGGAAUGAACAAAGUGAGUAGAGUUCUUAAAUGUAUUUUGAUGAUUUUAAUUGUAGUUCGAUGUUGGAAACUAGAAAGAAAAAUACUCUUUUCGAAAUUUCUUCAAAUUGAUAAAAGACUCAGGUUGUCAGUUAUUUCUUCCACUUCUAAAAAUCCUCGUAGAAGGUACGAUUAUAUAGUUGAAGGUUUGUCCUUCACGUCACUGGAAUGGUAAUGCUCAGUAGUGUUUUUGGUUCUUUGUUUAGGCAUGAUCGAGGCUUCUAAGAAUGGCGACCUAGAUAAGGUGAGAUCGUCUUUGGUGGAAAUAUUUUUCGUCAAUAGACGUGUUAUUGUAAACGUUGUCUCGUAACUUUAUUGAAUUCAAGUAAUUUGCGUACGUUUUCUGUCACGCGUUUCCGUGACAUUUCAAGUGAUAGCUGCAUGCAUAGCAAAGAAAUACGUAUCAUACUGACGUUUUUACAUGUUACAGACCAAUGUAAAUUUUCGUCAUUUUACCUAAGGUUGGCCAAGCCAGCCGAGAAACUUCUAAUCUUCUUUGUUUCGACCGUUGCAUGUUUUCAUUGAAACAUUGUGGAAUCAUUUUAUUAGGUAAUGGAGCUACAUCGAAGUGGUACGAGUUUGUCAGCUGGUGAUCACAGGGGAUGGAGACCUCUUCACUAUGCCGCACGACAUGGCCACAAGGAAGUGGUCAGAUACAUCAUCUCCAAUGGUAUGAUGAAAAUCCAUACAAUAAAAUUAAGACAGACUCCAUCAGGAAAUUGAGUAGUUUUAACUUUCCUUGUACCAGAAUAAUUUAAAUAAAAUCGCAUUCUUUUUUUUUACUUUUUUCGAGGGCUAUAGAUGUACAGUCAACCCUCUCUAAGACGGACAUCUUUGGGAACGGCACUAAGUGUCCGUCUUAGAGAGGUGUCCGUCGUAUAGAGAGUCAAAUAAAAGGAGUAAAGAAAGGCAGGGACCAACUUUAAGUGUCCGUUUUACAGAGGUGUCCGUGUUAUAGAGGUGUCCGUUAAGAGAGAGUCGACUGUAAUUAGUGAUCUGUAAUAAUACCAUCAAAGAAAAUUUCUUAUUAUAUACAUACUGAGAAAUACUCACCAAAAAGCUAUGUCGUAAAUUUUCGUACGCAAAUGAGUUCUAGCCAAUCAGAGGAGCGAACGAUGGUUUUCACACGUGAAAAAAAUGAUACGUCCAAUCAGAAUCGCGAACGAUGUUUUUUCACGUGUGAGAAAAAUGAUACGUCCAAUCAGAAGCCACAGAGGUGUGUGAGUUUCGCGCCAAAAUCCCCGCCUUUUAUUGCAGCUUGCAGCGCCGCUUCGCACACAUUCAACGAGAAAAGUUUUACUCAAAGAGUUUUUCUCACUAAAAAAGUGAAAAACAUUUCGGAAAAUGGAGUGGAAUAGUUUCGUUUGUUUCACUGUCGAUAAAGAAAACGGUAGACAGCCGGCGAAACAACAGCGGAAAGGGAAAAACAGAACGAGACGUAAGCUUUUGUUGUGCUUUUUGUCGGAGCUACUUUGCCUUCAUUUAAGCUUAAGCUUAUAUUGAAACCGGCCAUUUUAUUACCAAAAAUUAGAGCGGUAAGUGUGUAGCCAAAUUUUAGCAUUUUUGAAAAUUUAAAAAAAAAUGUCGCCAAAAAUUUCACUAAAAAUGACAUCGUACACGUGAAAUCUUUUUCACUCGUUCGAUUUUUUACCUGUGUUUUCGCAAUUCUUGUGAAAUUUGACAUUUAUUUAAAAUUAAAUGGCAGGUCUGUCUCCGUAUUGUCUUGUGACUUUACACUUUUUACCUCUUACUGGUCAUAAUUUGUUGUUGGCAUAUUACCAGUCUGAGGAUAUAUAUUUGGUCCUUUAUUACGCUUGGGUCCAAAUGUUAUUACAGAUGGGACCUUUAUUACACUUGGGUCCAGUUAUUACACUUGUGCCUUCUUCAGCGGAUUACAAGUCCAGCUCCCUACCCGCUCGGCCUCGCUGCUUCCAUUCAAUUGUCUGCAUGUUACUAGGCGCUAGUUGUAUAAAACUUACCGCCAGAUCUUAACGCAAGCGUCCAUCGUUAAAGGGAAGAGUGAGUGAGCUUAAUGGUAAAUAUUAGCAGCAUGCACCAUACACCAGACUGCUGCUUGUUUCCCGAUAACACAGGAACGCCACCAUAUCAUAAGCAUCAUAAGCAUCAUAAGUCGGACGAUUUAGAUAGCACGACCAGAUUUCCUUAACCAGCAGUUCUGAAAGCAAAACAUAGAUUUGGUGGCAAUGCUCAUUCCCGCAGGCACAGAGCCCUGCUUGAGGGAGGUCGUUGCUACAAAAGGAUUUUCUAUAGAUUCGACUCCCCGGUCAGUCAUAGUCUUUUCUCACUGCACGUCCUAGUACUGCAUAGUAUUCAUCGAGCGUUUCUGAUCAUCUGUUGUUUCUUCCUUAUUCAGUUCCCCGAUGUGUAUUGGAUCUUGUAGAUGAAGAAAGGUAAAUAUGCUAAAGUUGAUGAUGCAACUUAUGACAGUGCGGCCAGUCUGAUGAGUUUAUUUUUGGGGGGUAAGGGAGAACUUCCUCCUCCCCUCCCCCCACCCUCAACGAUAACCGCAUUAUUUAAGUAAAGAAUAACCAUUCGUUGUUUAGUAUAAUAUUAUGAAGAUUUUGAGCAGUUAUCUUACUGAAGUUUAUGAUCCUCACCGUUCUUGUUUUGUCUCUUCGUUGCAGAGGUCAAACGGCUCUUCAUAAAGCCGCGCUGUACGAGCGACGCACAAUAUGCUCGCUGUUAGUUCAAGCAGGAGCGUCCCUCACGAGGACAGAUUAUGAUGUAAGCUAAUAACAGACAUGACUUAGUAAACGAGGUCGUUUUAUUUCUUAUAAAUCUUUUUGUCGGAACACAAGUCUAGAUGAAGGAACGGAAAUUCAUCGUUGUGUGUUUACGUCUUCCAUAAAACGUGGCACUAAUUUCAAAUGAAAGUAUUCGCAUCGGUCAUAUAGGCUGUUGAUGUGCAAAAAAAGACAAAUUGCUAAAAGAUGAUCAGUUGUGAUAUCACAUAGAUUUAAAAUGACGGCAAACCAGGAAAUAAGCGUGUGUUCAGACGUCACAGAUGAGGCUAAAAAAUUAAUGAAAGGCCUCACACCAAAGGGAAAACUUUCAUUUUACGGAAUACGUCAACGGGAAAUAAACAUACGUACGUGCUACAUUUAAACUUUCUUAAACUUAUAUAAAAUAACGGGAAACGCCCACGUUUAAAAACAGAAAACAAACAAACCUGGGGUGAUAGAAAAUCGAAUCGUGGAAUCAAUUUGUUUUAGCAGAGAAAGUAAACUUAAAGAUUUUCUGUGCUAAAAAGGCUUGACUGGGUUUAUUUUUUUUGUUUAUAAACGGUUUUUCCUUUUAACAUUCAUUCUAAUAUUCUUUUGCUGCUUUGUUUUUCUCCAAAAGGGCAACACGCCAAGAAUUCAAGCUUUGAAAGCUCAAGAUAAGGAACUUGCCAAGUACCUUGAAAGUACGUAAUUUAAGAAAUAUUGUUUAAGAGCUGAAACACCAUAUCAUCAGGUUAAUUUACAUCAAGUUUUAAGCAAUACACCCGUAGAUCAUCUUAUCCAUGGCACCCGCCACGUUUGUACGACCAUCGGAAAAGGUGAAAUGAAAGAAAGGGUGGUCUCUCAAGAGGAAAACAGGUAAUAAAAAUCUGACAAUACCAACAAUUGAGAUAUCAUAUUUAUUUCUUCCUCCUAUACCGGAAAACACUUAAAGUCAAGAAAAAUUUAUAGGAAGUGUUUUGUCAAGUUUUGGUUAUGAUUGUGCCCUUGUGGUCCACCAGUUCGGUCCACCGGGAUAUAGUUUUGACGCUACAGGUUUUCUCUGUUUGUUUCCUAGAUGAAAAAAAAAAAAAUUGACGGCGAUCACUUGAUAAUGGUUUAUGCUAUUAUCAGCCGUUCUCCUCCCCUCUCGCCAAUUUUAAUUUUAGAACUCCUAACAAGCAAAACAUUAUUAAUAACAACAUCAAAUCUCUUGAGCUAUCACCGUAGGAGACUAAACACUAGGGACUUUAAGAUAGGUCACUACGGUAGGCUGGGACGGUUGGAUGCGUAUACGGGCGGCCUGGGGCCAUGACGGUAAGAAGCCGCGAAAAAUUUUCAAUUUAAGAUCGGACAACAAAACAGAGGACGGUGAAGUCAUGUGCGAAACUCGGUUGUUAUUUCUUUCGCAGAAGGCUCAAUUACUGAAGAAGAGUUUCUUGUUUUAUACGAAGAAUACCAAUCAGAAGAAUAAGGGUACAAAUUAAAGCUAGCUAGCUAGUUUUCAAAACUGUAGUCGAUGUUUUUAUUUGAACUUUCCUUUCCUAAGCCUACUCCUUUUGAGUUGAAGAAAUCUUUUCUUGAUAAAAAAUGCAGUUUUAAGUUAUAAAAAGACGGCUACAAUCAUCACUGUUAGGCCCAGUUGAAACGUCGAACUUCUCAUGUGCCGAAACUAAAGCACAAAUUACUAAAAUUUAUUUUCACUUGUUUAAAGCAUUCUAGACCAUUGAACAUCCUGAAAAUGAAUCGAGUUCGACUACACUUUAAGUUCGACGCCUGAGUCAACCUCGAACCAUUUGGGUCGACCUAAACAGGUAUUAAGUUCGGUACAUGAAAAGAUGAACAUUUGAACUGGGCCUUACCUUUCUUUUCGGCAAUUUUCCUCUGCCAUUGCGGACGACACUGGAUAGAACAAGCAGUCGCCAUGCGGCCGCGAGCUAAGUUAUGAAUGAAAUCAGACAUUUUCGCUUUUUUUUUCAUUUCACCGAUAUGUAAAUCAAUGUAAACACAAGCCAACGCGUAUUUAACCCAGUGGCUACUCACUUUUAGAAGAAAAGUGACAAUAAGUAUGCAUGAACUCUUAUCGGUUUCACCGUUGUCUUCACGACGAGAAACCCGGCGAAAACAUACCGUCCCAGAAGGAUGACGGUAAAAGGUCACGCGUUUUUUGCGUGACGUCACAUCUAUCUAACCGUCCCAGGCGACCGUAGUGACCUAUCUUAAAGUCCCUAUUACAUCUCUUCUCCUGAAGUGGCUCUUACCAUUUUCUUUUUGUAUUUUAGCUCAAGAGCACCUACAGAUUAUCGCAGCUGAAGAUUACGAGACUGCCGUGUAAAAAGUAAUAAUUCAGACUGGCUCUGAUAUGAUAGGAGAAGAGGAAGAAGAAACAAUUCCUCGGUAACCGGUCAAGUCGCCCUAAUGUCAUCUCGCCCGAAAGCAAGAGUCAAGUCGCCCGAAAUGCUGAGUUAUGUCGUUUGAAAUUUUAAUAAAGAGUGUAUACAACAUCUCGUUCUUUAAGCGAUGACGGGAUCAAAGAAGCGCGACAAAUAAGUAAAAUAUCUCGUUCUUUAAAAUUGUUGAGACGAAAAAAGCGCUGUAAAGAUGUUAGGAUGUUUUUGAGCAUGAUGAAAUUUCAGACGACAUAACCCAGCAUUUCAGGCGACUUAACUCAAAAAUUUUGGCGACAUAACUGGAUUCGUGCGACAUAACUUCGGGUAAGAUGACUUUCGGGUGACUUGACCGUAAACCCAAUUCCUGUACAGAAAGAAACUAGGAAUAAAUCUAUAGCUCAUUAUUUUUUAAAAGUAAUAGUUUAUUAGCUAAUAUCCAGCGCUAGUUUGCAUCGAUUUGUAGUUGAUACAGAAUUUAAGAAUAUAUAUAACUCGUUAAAAUAAAUUAAUCGAGAAAGAAAUGGCACGAAAAUGUGCUUAUUAAGAAAUGAAGUUCACCGAUGUCACGAAGAAUAAUUUUCUGGGUCAACAUUGUAUUUGUUGCCCUUGGAGAUCCCAGUUUCUCCUUUGAAUUUGUAUUAUUUCUGAUAUUGUUUUUUUAUAUUUUCUUUGUUUCAUUUGUUUCAAAUGGAAUGAUUCCUUCAGUUGUUUCGGAAUGCCGUGUUCAAGUUCUCUCUUUUUGUACCGAGAAAAUGCCCUGUCCACAAGAAUAUUAAUGCGGACAGUUAUAAAACCGUGUAUUUAAAACAGGCAAUGGAAGAGUAUUACAACAUCGCCUUAAGUAAUUACGACUGUGAAAAUCCCCGCACUUUUAAG